UAGGUACCUUUUUCUAUUUUCUUCUUCUUUCGCAUCAUUUCAUUGCUUCAAAUAAACCAAACAAAACCCAACAUGGAGAGCGCUUCAAAGCUGGUCCCUUUCCCAUUACUUCAAACUCCGAUCGAAUCCAACUACAGGGCAUGCACCAUUCCCUACAGAUUCCCCUCUGACAAUCCCAGAAAAGCCACUCCUUCUGAGAUUGCUUGGGUCGACCUCUUUCUCAAUUCCAUCCCCUCUUUCAAGCAACGAGCUGAGACUGAUCCUACUGUCACUGAUGCUCCUGUUAGAGCUCAAAAAUUUGCUGAAAGGUAUGCUGAGAUACUUGAGGACUUCAAGAAAGAACCAGAGAGUCACGGUGGCCCACCUGAUUGCGUUCUUCUUUGCCGAAUUCGUGAACAAAUCCUUAGAGAAUUGGGAUUCAGAGACAUAUUCAAAAAAGUGAAGGAUGAAGAGAAUGCAAAAGCUAUAUCCUUAUUUGGGGAUGUAGUUCGUCUUAACGAUGCUAUUGAAGAUGGAGGGAAGCGCCUAGAGAAUCUGGUUAGAGGAAUAUUUGCAGGAAACAUAUUCGAUCUUGGUUCAGCACAGGUAGGUUAAUCCUUUAUCUUAUGGCUUAGAAAAUCUUUAAACAUUCAAUUUUGGGUCUGACAGUUUGUACACUCGUCAUACAUAGCUUUUAAUUAUUAAUGCUGUCAAAAACCUGAAAACUUGACCACACACUAGUUUUGGGAUUAUGUUUUCUCUUAAACAGAGGUUUUCAUAUGUUUUCUCAUCUUAGGCACUGAUGUUGUUUUCAGCCUUGCUCUUGUAUUUUCAU
Molecule: messenger RNA, 814 nt
Organism: Pistacia vera
Lineage: Eukaryota; Viridiplantae; Streptophyta; Magnoliopsida; Sapindales; Anacardiaceae
Product: damage-control phosphatase At2g17340-like
Exons: 5
Coding region: 73-594 (173 amino acids)
Biological process (GO): coenzyme A biosynthetic process
Cellular component (GO): cytosol; nucleus
Molecular function (GO): pantothenate kinase activity; ATP binding
Source: RefSeq, a predicted model, not a curated record